Molecule: messenger RNA, 2430 nt
Organism: Dicentrarchus labrax (European seabass)
Lineage: Eukaryota; Metazoa; Chordata; Actinopteri; Moronidae
Gene: irf1a
Product: interferon regulatory factor 1a
Exons: 7
Coding region: 1053-1847 (264 amino acids)
Biological process (GO): regulation of transcription by RNA polymerase II; immune system process
Cellular component (GO): nucleus
Molecular function (GO): DNA-binding transcription factor activity, RNA polymerase II-specific; RNA polymerase II cis-regulatory region sequence-specific DNA binding
Source: RefSeq, a predicted model, not a curated record
AAAUCAAUCAAUUGAUCUUAUAAUAAUGUAAAAUAGCAGAAAUGUCUAAUUGUUAUCAUAUGUUCUCAAAACUGUACCAUGAGAAUGACUGUUGCGGAAUACUGUUUCAGUGCCACUAAAAUGAAGACAGUAUUUUGGCUGGCAUUCAUAUAUAGUGAGUUAUCUACAAAUAAUAUACUUUAAUGUGACUGAAGCUACAUAAUCAAACUUUAUUGAGCAACUUUUAAAAAUAAGUUUACAAAGUGCUUUUAGAGGUAAAAACAACACAAACAACAACACACUAAGAACCAUAGCACCAUCAGUAACAAUAUAUAUGACAAACAAUAUAUGAUAUGGUAUCAAAUUGCAUGUUGUUCCAAAAAUGUGGAUGUGAACAGUGUUAACAAGAUGGCACACACGUAUAAAAGGGCGUUUUUGAUUCAUUAAACAGAAUAAUCCUUUUUUCAUUUGAAUUUCAAAAGUAAAGAAACCUGUUGCAACAAGUAGGCUACAGCAGAAGUAUCACAUACAGUGUUAACUCUGCUUCCACCUGAUGGUCUUACAUGAAUACUGUCUCACUGCUGCCACAGUAACCUCUAGUGGAACCACAUGAAAAACUGCAUGGUCACCAACAUGUUUUAGCUCUAACUUUGACACGACAGGUGACCCCUGCAUGCCAGAAUUAAAUUCCAAUUCCAAUAAUUAAAUGCAACACAUAACCAUACUUAAGAUUUUGAAUUUUGCUGAACUUGCUGUCCUCAGUAGAACUGUAGGCAAAACAUUAAAAACCUGUACAAGGAGGUUCACAACUCUUUACGCUAUCAUAAUCCACCUCAGAUUCAUUUAUGAAGAGAACAACCUAAAGUAUACAAUAUAUACAGUAUUUCCUGUAAUUGGAGGAGCCAGUUUGGGAGGAGGAGGGGAUUGUCAUAACUGGGAAAGUCGUUGAUUGGAAGAAUGCAGUGAAGGAGGAAGGCUGUCCCAGAGUAACCUGAUUUAAUCUGAGCUCCUGAGAAGUUGUAUGUUAUUGCUAGCCAGUGACGCAUCUAUACACCUUUCUGGACACCUGAAGCAUGCAACAACCAGGCCGGCUGAGGCUGAGGCCAUGGCUGGAGGAGCAGAUUCAGUCUGGGAGGUAUCCAGGAGUCAGUUGGCUGGACCAGUCAGCACAAAUUUUUCAAAUCCCGUGGAAGCAUGCCGCUCGUCAUGGCUGGAGUAUUGACAGAGAUGCUACACUCUUCAGGAGUUGGGCCAUGCACACUGGACGCUAUUGUCCGGGUAAAGACAAACCAGAUCCCAAGACAUGGAAGGCGAAUUUCCGCUGUGCCUUAAAUUCUCUGCCUGACAUCUGUGAGCUGCAGGAGCACAGCAGGAAGAGAGGCAGCAAUGCCUACAGAGUCUACAGGAUGAUGCCCAGCACACAAACACACAGACGCAGGAGAGGGCUCCGGUUGUUCAGCAGGGCUCGAGAAAGACAGGCGAGUUUAGGUGAUGAUGCAUACCCCACGCACACUUGGCAACCCACCACAGUGAGACCCAUUUCAGACACACCACAGAAGGUGGAGACCCAUACAGAAGACACAUUUGGCAACACUCAAACACACGGGAUGUGGGAAGCCAAACCCGAAGACCAGGAGCAGAAUGAGGCUGUGUUUAAGCUUAUGGACCACUUAAGCAAUGCUGACCUUUGGAACCAGACUGGGGAGCCGCGAGGAUGGAGAACACACACACUGUGGGACCACUGGCACUGUUCUGGUGAUGAUAACCCGUACUCUCUGCACACAGACAACUACAACGAUCUGCUUGGUCCAAACUACAUAAAGGAGCUCUCAGAUUGGUCCGCACAUCAGCAAACACUGGCGCUGUAGCUGUGCACCAACGGUGUUAUAUGUUUCUUGCUUUCUAUCUGUUUCUUGCUUUCUAGAUAACCUUCGACUGUCUUUCCCUCCUGCUGUCUGCUGAGCUGACCACUGAAAAGUAGAAACAAGAGAGGAGGGAUCGGACAGAGAAUAUUGCUCUGUCAGUCAGUUGCGGUCAUUCUCUCUGCUGAGCAUGCUGAGAUGAAGAUCCUGUUCCAAGCCAAGCUUUACCUCUGUCAUCAUCACUUAGGUUCACUAUGGUUCAGUGCCUCAAACUCCCUGAAACGACACCAAGCUCACACCCCAGCAUACAGAGUAAACAGAUCUCAUUUCGCUUCCGUGCAGGAUCAGUGAUUGCUCUGUGUCUUUGAGUUUAGCCAACAUACAGGGAAUGAAGUUCAGGACAUUUGGCUUUAACAGUUUGUAGGUUUGUGUUUAUGUGAGUGGAGUUUAAAACUCCCAUGUUUACUUAAAUUGCAAUACAUAUAUUUUUGUCUGUAUAUAUGUGUUUGAUUCAUUUCCCUUUAUGCCUUUGAUUUUACCACUUUUAUAAAUAAAGAUUUCUCCAAGAGAUGCUCAUGACAAAGAAAAA